Scylla paramamosain (green mud crab) is the source of this 840-nucleotide messenger RNA. RefSeq lists its product as uncharacterized. The record is from RefSeq and is a predicted model, not a curated record. The transcript is spliced from 3 exons. The coding region runs from base 1 to 840 and encodes 279 amino acids. NCBI's taxonomy places the organism in Eukaryota, Metazoa, Arthropoda, Malacostraca, Decapoda, Portunidae.
AUGGAGAAGUUAGAGAAGGCCCGAGCAGCUUGUCAAGGAUGGCUGUCAAGAGUGUGUGUCAAGAUGGACGGACUCCUAGCCAAGAGCCCCCCAGCAACCUCCAGUGAGUUAGUAGAAGUUCUGGAAGAGUUUGAUAAGAGGCUUAACAAGUUAGAAGAAGUGCAGUCAGAGAUAGAAUUGGAGAUAAGUCCUGAGGCACUAGAGGAGUACUUGGACAAGGCAGAUGCAGUCAGACAGCAAGCCAGGCAGAAGAGAUUGUUGUGUGCUGACAAGCUUAAGAAACUGGCUGAGGGUGAUAAGGACAAGUCGGAUUCUUCAAGUACCACAGCCCCUCUCCAUGCAAAACUUCCCAAGCUAGAACUACCUAGAUUUGACGGUGACCUGAAGCAGUGGCAGAGUUUUUGGGAACAGUUCUCCUCACACAUAGACGACACUGAGCUGCCCACCAUUAGUAAGCUAACCUAUCUACUGUCACUACUAGACGGCACUGCUAAGGACGUGGUGGAAGGAGUGCCGCACACCUGCGCCAGCUACAAGACCGUCGUCGACCUGCUGAAGCAACGGUUUGGCAAGUCGGAGUGCAUCAUCCACGCCCACGUCCAGGCUCUCCUUGAUCUACAAGUUCCGGUCCACCAAGGCAAGACCUACAUCCUACAGCUGUGGAGACUUCGGGACGAGGUGGUCAAGCACACGAGGAGUCUAGAAGCCCAAGGAGUUACAGAUUGUGUGUUUUGUAGUAAGAGAAACCACAAGUCUGAGAAGUGCUACAAGUUUCUGGUGUUGGAUGGGCAGCAGAGGUUUGACAAGAUAAGGGAAUUGGGCCGAAGUAGAGGAGAGUAA